UUCUUCCUCCGCCGCUCCUCGACAACGACAAGUCCGCGCACGUUUUGGCAGAGCGGAGUCAGCGAGCGCGCCAAGAAGGUUCUCAAGCCUGCCUUUGUCCGAACACCUCACCUCAGUGAGUUUGUGGGACUUCUAGCGGCGUCGCGCCUAGUCUUUUACUUCUAGCAUCAGUCAAUCACAUUCUGGUCACCAUGUCUUUCUGGGGACUCAUUUUGGAACCCAAGAAGAGCUACACCCAGCGCGGUGUUGAGCAACCUUUCCACGUCUCCAGUGCGGCUUUAGACUUGCAAACCUGUGAUGAUGGCCCUGUGUCUGUGGUGUGUCGGAAAAGCGACCAAGAUUUUAUUUUGUGCAGUCUUUCCAAGUCUGAAGGCAUUUACAAUGUGCCCUUAAAUUUGGACUUCGAAAUUGGUUCAGAGAUCACUUUCCAUGUAGUAGGAGACAGCACUGUUCAUCUUACAGGUUACAUUGUUGAUGAAAUGGAGUUGGAUGAUGAUGAUUCUUCUCUGGAUGAGCUUGAAGAGGAAGAGGAUGAAUCUAACAAGGUUGCUAUUCUCAAAAAUACCAAGAAACUGUUGGAUGCUGCUGCUGCUAAGCGCAAGCCUGAAUCUUCUGUUCAAAACAAGUCUAAGAAAGCUAAGGUCGAGGUACAGCAAGAUGAAGAUGAUGACGACGACGAAGAUGACUCUGAUUUUGAAGGGGAGGAGACCAUGGAUGGGGAUGAAGAUCUUGGUGAAGAAGAAGAGGAGGAUGACGACGAUGAUGAUGAGGAGGAGGAAGAUGACGAUGAUGACGAUGAGGAGGAGGACGAAGAUGAUGGUGAGGCUGCUGAAGUGUUGAAGAAACUUCAAGCCAUGAAAGAGAACAAGGCUAAACAAGGCAAAAACCAACAACCUGCUAAAGGAUUACCUCAAAAUGCCAAGCAGGGAAAGAAGGAACAAGCCAAGGGCCAGAACCAGACUAACAAACAGAACGGUGCCCCUCAGUCGAAUGGUGUAAGUAAGAAGACUAUUACCGGUGGUAUUCAGAUUGAAGAGUUGCAAUUGGGAAAUGGUCCUGCUGCCGCCAAUAACAAGCAGGUCUCUGUGUACUAUGUUGGUCGUCUGAAGUCUAACAACAAGCAAUUUGAUGCCUGCCAAUCUGGUCCUGGCUUUAGGUUCAAGUUGGGUAAAGGCGAAGUUAUCAAAGGCUGGGAUCUUGGUGUUGCUGGUAUGAAGGUUGGAGGCAAGCGACGACUAACUAUUCCUGCAAAGAUGGCCUAUGGACAGGAAGGAGCCGGUAAGACUAUUCCCCCCAAUAGCACUUUGGUCUUUGAUGUUGAGUUGAGACACGUGAAGUAAGCACCUGUUUUUGAUUAUCAUGCUAAAUAUUGGGGAAAGAAUUGAACUUAUGUUCAGGAAGUUUCAAUUUUAUCUAAGUUGACAAUGUGUGUACUGUGACCCUUGUCAGUACCUGAUUCUUGAUGUGAAGUGUUUCGGAUUAUGCACUUGUGUUUCUGGUGAAGAUGAAGACUGUUAUGUGUAUGUUAUUAAGCCGUUUAGUCCUUAGUAUUUUUAUAAUUGGUGGCAAAUGCCUCGCUGUCUGUAUUUAUGUAUAUAAUUAGUGUCAUUUGACCUGUUUCUACUUUGAUUGUUUUUCAAUUCCAUCUCUUGUGAUCUGGUGUUACAAAGUUACUUGAAGUUUGAUGGAGAUUUUGAGUAAAUAUUUGGCCAUGUUUUGGUAAAGCCAUUGCUUGCUGGGUUGUCUAAAUCAGCUUCUAAGCUUUUGGAUGUGUUAUUGAAUAAAAAUUCUUUGUG
This is a messenger RNA of Thrips palmi, 1796 nucleotides long. It is a transcript of the gene Fkbp39, whose product is annotated as 46 kDa FK506-binding nuclear protein. The record is from RefSeq and is a predicted model, not a curated record. Gene Ontology annotation, molecular function: peptidyl-prolyl cis-trans isomerase activity; macrolide binding. Gene Ontology annotation, cellular component: chromatin; nucleolus. The coding region runs from base 192 to 1340 and encodes 382 amino acids. NCBI's taxonomy places the organism in Eukaryota, Metazoa, Arthropoda, Insecta, Thysanoptera, Thripidae. The transcript is spliced from 9 exons.